ACUAAUUUCACCGCUUAAAACCAGUGACGUUAUUCUCCCUUUCACUCACUCACUCGCUCCCAAACCUCGUACGCCGUACCGUGUUUCCUCGUCCGACCAACAAACCUCACGCUCUGGUGUGGUUUUCUCCGAUUCUGCAGUAGCGGCACACAUGCCACAACCAAAAGAGCUUCCAGGGUUUUAUUAUGACCCUGAGAAGAACAGGUAUUUUCCCAUCAAAGGCCCCAUUCCUGGCUCUUCUUCUAAGCCCAAGACCCCUGCUCUUAACUCACCCCAAACCUCUUCCAAUCAGGAAAGUGGUGGGAGUUGUUGUAGGAAGCUUAGAAACAGAACCCUGUCUAAGCUGCUUCAGGCUAGGGAGUUGGAUGGUCACAGUGUCGUCAUCUCUCGGUAUUGCAGAAGUAACUUCACUGAGGAAUUCCGGAAAAUGCAAGCAUCUAGACCUGUGGUCUGGAAGUAUCGGGGAACUGAUGGGAUGCGUAUUACUGCUUUGGAACACUUGCGCGUUGAUGUGCAGACAUCCGAGGGGCAAACUGAAACUGAUGUUUUGUUGACGGGCAGCACAAAUGGCUCGAUGAGUUUUUCUCAAGUUGGAGGGGUUGGGCGUAAUUAUGAUGGUGGGACAAAAUGGAGGGCAGAUUGUGUGAAGAAUUAUGUUAAAGGGAGAACAGAUGAGCAUAAUGAGGUGCUUAAGCCGGUUUUCAAACCUAAUCGAGCUGCACUGCUUAUGUCCUCCAGAAUAUCUAGUAUAAGAUUGGGUCCUAAGUGCUCUUCUCACGCUGUCAAUGAUGGUCAUAUUGUUGGACGUGCAUUAUUUACUACUUUGGGAUCAGAGACAUCAGGUGGAUCAGUUUAUACUCUUGAUCUUGUUGAACCAUUAAAUCUUGGACCAGGUAUACUGAACACAUGGAGCGGACUAGAGGAAAUUGCUUCUUUCAGGUGUACCAUUUGGACAGCAGAAUAUGAUUAUAAUAGACAUCGGGCUGUAAUUGGUACAAAUUUGGGAGGUGCUUCAGUGGAUCUGGAAACUGGGACGAUAUCAUGGUUUUUACAUUGUAAAAGUGAUGUUUUUGCGCAACAGAUUGUUAGUUCAGGAAAUGUGAUUUUAUGUGGGCUAAGAAAUGGAGCAAUUGUCACUGUAGAUUCUCGUGAGAGUCGAGAAAGCCUUUCUGGUAGACUUAUUACCCAUCGGAUACCAUAUACAUCUUCAGACAAGAAAGUUGGAGGUUCUAAUAAAGAAUGGUUCAAGCUCAAAGGAGACAUAUAUCCUUCUCAUACCAUUAGGAUGCCUUCAUCUAUUUCCUGUUUGGCGUCACUUCAGUUUGAUGAUCAGUACUUUUUGGCAAGCUCAAUGGAUGGAUCGAUGAGACUUUAUGAUCUUCGUCUACUUCAGAGGGGUGCUGUUCAAUGUUAUGAAGGGCAUGUGAAUUCUCAUACUCGUAUACAGAUUGGUGUUGAUCCAUCUGAGAGAUUUGUUAUGUCAGGUGGAGAGGAUUGCAAGCUAAGGUUAUGGAGUAUCAAGUCUGGUGAACUGCUUUUUGAGGACAAGUUCUCUGAUUCAGUUAUCUCCACUGUGUGCUAUAAAACAUAUGGACAUAGUUUUAAAGCAGAAGAGGAAAACCAAUACAAGCGUGACUCGUCUCAGGGUGCAUGGCUUGGAUCACUUGAAGGACUGUUUUAUAUGUGCUGGUUAUGAGUGUGAAGGGUCCUGCAGCUAUAGAAUCUGAAGCUAACUAGAUGCCCACAAUACCUGAUAGAUGCUGAGGUUAUAGCAUAUAUCUAUAUAUACUCACAUGAAGGUAAUCAAAUAGCUUGUAGAUAUAUACUCACAUAGCAAAAUUCCCUGUUAAAGGCUCUUUUGGGGAUUAAAGCUGAUACUAGCAGUAGCACACAGCAGAGAUGACCAAUACUUUGUAGAAUUAGUGAUGUUUUAGUAUUUACAUACACAAGGAAAGGUUUAGAGCCAAAAAGAAAAAGAAAAGCAUUGUGCUGGCUAUGGCUUUUUUGUGCCAAAAGUUUCUAUGCUGACAUUGUGCCUCUACUUUGAGAAUCAUCAUUUGCUUGCCAGCCUUAGUUGUGGUAGGGACCAUUGUGGUACUGUUAA
Molecule: messenger RNA, 2104 nt
Organism: Glycine soja
Lineage: Eukaryota; Viridiplantae; Streptophyta; Magnoliopsida; Fabales; Fabaceae
Product: DDB1- and CUL4-associated factor 4-like
Exons: 13
Coding region: 152-1696 (514 amino acids)
Molecular function (GO): protein binding
Source: RefSeq, a predicted model, not a curated record